AUGUCUACUUCAGUGCGCCGUGUACGGACCGGUGUCGUUUCUGAGGGCGACAAGUCCAAGCGAGAAGAAGGGGUCCCGGAGGAAAAGACACAGGAGCCAGACAUGAGCAAGAAGGUCAGAGAAGAGGUACCCUCUCCUGUCAAGGAGAAAGAGGCGUUCAACUCGUUCAAAGCCCACUCCAUGUCAAUGGAUUACAACCUCCCUGGGGGCCAUGUGACCCAGGCGUGGAAGCUGUUCAAGCGCUACGAUGCCAACGAUGAUGAUCUUCUUUCUCCGUAUGAGUUCCAGCUACUACUGCGCACAGUGCUCCGGGAGCGCUACCCACGAGCGAAGGAUGUGCCGCGUGAGCUCUUCAAGGAGCUGCAAAGAGACCACGAUAGACUGCGUGAGGAAGCCAUCGAAAUUCAGCAGACACAGAUCUCAGUGACCUUCGAAGACUUCCUUACAUGGAUCACGCGGAAUGCUUUCCAGGAAUGUUUGCUGCUCACCGAUGAGCAACGAUUCAUUCGACUGGUGGCUCGACGGUUCUACGUGUCUGUGCCGGACGUCGAGAAGGCGGUGAAGCGGCGCUUUGAUAGCUUCUGCCAGGCCAACCCGGGCCAUCUCGAGUACCAAGAGUUUUGCCAGCUUAUCGCACUGCUGCUCAACCUGCGCGACACGACGGCUCUGCCAGAGAGCCGGGUGAAGUCGUUCUGGCGCGAGCUCGACGACAACGGCAAAGGCUCCGUGGACUUCACGGAGUUCAUUCCGUGGUACUUGGGUUACUUCGGCAAUGGCCCUGGACUGGAAGUCUUCCAAGACCCAAGACCCCAGCAAAUGCAGAGUGGCAUAGACUUGAAGGAGGACAGCGUGGCCGUAGCGGUCGCUCACACGACGUCCCUGGGACGGCGGGCCCAUGAGUCCAACCGUCGGGUCAGCGUCCACGAGCGAAUCGUCAACUUGUACGGACAGCUGUUGCCUGGGCGACCGGCCGACGAUGCACCGGCGGGCGGUUGGCCAGGCACGGGACGUUUCGUGAGUGCUAACGAGGCGGCAGAGGACACCCGCAGCGCCAGAUUUCGGUGGUUUGAAGCUGGUUUGGCCUCGUUGGCUCGCGCUGUGCCUUCGUCUUGCUCUCUGGCUCUCCCGACGCGCAUCGGCUGCGGGCUGGCGGGUGGACGCUGGCCACAGUACCUGGCAGCGCUGAAGCGCUUCUGCGAGGAGAAUCGCAAUCUCUCCGUUGUGCUCUAUGACAUCGAGGGGUCAGAAGCGACGGGCUAUGAGGCGGCCCCGGCCGCUGCGGCUGCUCCAUCGGUACCGAGACCGAGGGCGACCCCAGUGGGGAGCAGCGGCACUUCGGCAUUCUGGAGUUCCGCCACCUUCGAAGUGCUUCGCGACGGGCAAUGGACACCGUAUCCGCAGGCUCGCCAGGAGGAGCUGCGAGCUGCGCUCCUCCGCGAGGAUGACUGUCUGGAGGUCUUGGUGGAUGCGGAGCGGCGCACGGCGCUGACAACACUCCAGGAGCUUGGCGCGUGCCCGAGGUCCCUUGGAGGUGGUGUCGAGUCAUCAGCCGCCAGCCUUGUCGUGCGCUGGGACGACGGCGAGGGGCCCGUGGAGGUGAACUUGGCUUCCAUCGUGUCCCUCGCUGCUCUCAGCGAGGAGCGAAGCCCCAAGGGCACCACACGCGUGCGUUUGCACCUGCCGGCCGUCCGUGAAGGUGAGCUCCGUUUGCCUGCCGACCUGGAUCACUCCACGGCGCCGGAGGCUCAAAGUUGCGGCCGCCGCAUCGACCCCGCCGAGCUGCCGCAGCAGUCGUCCGGCUGCCGCAUUUGCUUGGGCGAUUUCUCUCAUUCAAAGCGGCCGAGUGCUUCCCAGCAGGUCAUUGAGCUGUUCUGCGGCCACGCCUUCCACGAAGCCUGCCUCAACCGCUGGUUUGAAGAAAGCAGGCGAUGCCCAACCUGCAAGCGUCGCUUUGGUCACCUCGUGGGAAACCAGCCUGGGGUGGGUUCCAUGUCCUGGCGGCUCGAUAGCCGGCUUCGGCUUGCCGGGCAUCCCGACAGCUUCACGAUCGUCAUGAACUUCCGCUUCCCUGGUGGAAGAGAUGCGAAGGGUGAGCCAUUUGCUGGACGGAGUCAGCAGGCUUUUCUUCCGCACGACGAGCAGGGGAAGCUGUUGCUGGCCCUCUUUCAACUCGCCUUCAGGCGGCGCGUGAUGUUUGACCUGCGAGUGUCUGCUACGGACGAGAAGUACUGGCCGGCGUUCAACAUCCACUUGAAGACAGCCCUCUCUGGGGGUCCGGAACGUUUUGGCUUUCCAGACGAAAGCUACAGCCAGCGUGUGCUGGAGGAGCUCCGACAGAAUGGCGUGACCGUGGCCGAGCUCUGA
Molecule: messenger RNA, 2364 nt
Organism: Symbiodinium sp. CCMP2592
Lineage: Eukaryota; Dinophyceae; Suessiales; Symbiodiniaceae
Source: the annotation of a GenBank genome assembly